Scomber scombrus (Atlantic mackerel) is the source of this 1635-nucleotide messenger RNA. It is a transcript of the gene mettl15, whose product is annotated as methyltransferase 15, mitochondrial 12S rRNA N4-cytidine. NCBI's taxonomy places the organism in Eukaryota, Metazoa, Chordata, Actinopteri, Scombriformes, Scombridae. The transcript has 5 exons. Gene Ontology annotation, molecular function: rRNA (cytosine-N4-)-methyltransferase activity. The record is from RefSeq and is a predicted model, not a curated record. Bases 1 to 1149 code for a protein of 382 amino acids. Gene Ontology annotation, biological process: rRNA base methylation.
AUGACAUUGCACCUGUCAGUGCGUUUCAACCCAAUGUUACGGAAAACAAAUCUGGCUGUGUGGAGGUUAUGGAGGUCGUGGAAAUUAAAUCUGCACUCUUCUACAGUUUGUGCAUCUUCUGGUUCUUUGGACAAAUCAGAAGAACUGUCUGAAAAGCCUCCUCACACACCGGUCAUGCUUAAAGAGAUGCUUCAUUACUUGGAUAUCCAACCAGGUCAGGUGGUCCUGGACAUGACAUUUGGCGGUGGUGGUCAUACCAAAGCGAUACUGAAUAUGGUUCCUGAAGUCACGGUGUUGGCCUUAGACCGAGAUCCUACAGCCAUUUCUCUGGCCCAGCAGUUGGCCAAGGAACACUUUGGUCGUGUGAAACCAUUGCUUGGACGAUUCAGCGAGCUUGAAGCCCUGCUGUCUAACAUGAGCAUUAAGCCAGGCAGUAUUGAUGCUGUCCUGUUGGAUGCUGGCUGCUCUUCCAUGCAGAUGGACCAGGCAGAGAGAGGCUUCGCCCUCAGCAAGGAUGGGCCUUUGGAUAUGAGAAUGGAUGGAGAGAGGUACCCCGACAUGCCCUGCGCUGCUGACGUUGUGAAUACCUUAGAUCAACAGGCUCUUGCAUCCAUCCUCACUGCAUAUGGGGAAGAGAGAAACGCCAGGAAAAUAGCUUCAGCCAUUGUGGAGGCACGCCGUCUCGACCCCAUCACCCGGACACAUCAGCUGGCCAGCGUGGUGGCAGGAUCGUUUCCUGCAGGAGUUAUCUAUGCACGCAAGGACCGUCUCCACAGAUCUUCACAUGUGGCCACUAAGACUUUCCAAGCUCUGCGUAUCUUUGUUAAUGAUGAGCUGAACGAACUACACGAGGGUCUACGUGCUGCCCAGGCAACACUGAGACCUGGAGGACGUCUCUGCGUACUCACCUUUCAUUCAUUAGAAGACAGACUGGUCAAACGUUUCCUGCAGGGAGACGACUUGUCUAAUCUAGAUCAGUAUUACUUCAGCCCGAGGAAGCAAGGCCCCGGGAAGGAAAAACUGGUGGGAAAAAGAGAAAGUGUUUAUUGGCUUCCUCUGCGAAAAAAAGUGAUUACGCCAGAAAAGGAAGAUGUAAAAGAGAACCCUCGAGGACGCUCCGCAAAACUCAGGGCAGCACUCAGACGAUAAUUAUUGUCACAUAAGGGAUUUUGUGUCUUUCCACCAAAGAAAAAUUGGGCUUUUUUAAGGACGACUUUUUACACUGAAUACAUGAUGAGAGUUAAGCAAAUGUUAUGUCUGCAUUCACACAAUAAUUUUUAGUUAAUGUUUGUGGUAACGCAAUCACUACAGAGUCAAGCUGAUCACUACUUCACAGCUGAAUAAGUGGUUCAAGUGAUGGGACAUUAGUUAUUCUCACAGGCUUGAUAUAAAGAAUGACGUGCCUGCCAAAUGCCGACCAAUAUUCCUGCUGCAAAGUCAGCCUCUUAAUGACAACACUGGAAUAAAGAGAGACAUUUAACUUAUAGCCGCUAUAAAGAAUAGACUGUGAAAAAUGUUCUGUACUGGUCUGAAUAUAAGACAAAAAAUAACGUUUAAUCCUAUAUUUGGUGUCUAGGCAAUUACAUGUUCACAACAUCAGAUGUUCUUUUUGAAUGAAUAAAGUAAAGUAAAACU